Messenger RNA from Monoraphidium neglectum, 312 nucleotides. RefSeq lists its product as hypothetical. Lineage: Eukaryota; Viridiplantae; Chlorophyta; Chlorophyceae; Sphaeropleales; Selenastraceae. The coding region runs from base 1 to 312 and encodes 103 amino acids. Gene Ontology annotation, molecular function: protein binding. The transcript has 2 exons. The record is from RefSeq and is a predicted model, not a curated record.
AUGCAGGUGCGUGCGCCGCUGCACGGUGACGUCCUCCCCGGCCACGCCAUCGUGCUCAGCACGUCCUCGUCCUGGAUGCGCCGCCAGAUCGAGUCCUGGGACGCGGCCGACGGCCAGCACCCCAGCAUCACGCUCCGCGUGCGCCCCGGCCAGGAGGCGGCGGCGCGGCGGCUGGUGCGGUUCAUUUACGAGGGGCCGGCCAGCAUGCCGGGGGCGGGGGCGGCGGCGGGCGGAGGCGCGAGCGGGCAGGCGACGCAGGCGCUGUUGGUGGAUAUGCUGGCGCUCUCUCACGCCUACAAAGUGCCCACGUGA